UAAUACUUGUAAUAAUGAUAUUAAUAGCAUUUGUAAAACUUGUGGUAAUGAAACUGAUAAUGCUUGUAAUAGUGCUUGUAGUGGUAGUAAUGAAGCUAAUGGUGCUUGUAGUAGUAGUAAUAUUGGUAGUAGUAAUGUUGUUGGUGAUAAUAUUGCUGGUAAUAAUAUUGCUAGUAGUAAUGUUGCUAGUGGUAAUAUUGCUGAUAGUAACAUUGCUAGUAGUGAUGUUGCUGGUAGUAGUAAUAAUAUUAUAAGCAAUGAUUUUAAUGAAGACGAAUAUAAUCUUCUAGAU
This is a messenger RNA of Dentiscutata heterogama, 292 nucleotides long. The record is from the annotation of a GenBank genome assembly. Lineage: Eukaryota; Fungi; Glomeromycota; Glomeromycetes; Diversisporales; Gigasporaceae.